AUGUUAUUGUAUCGAAGCUUAGCAUUGCGACGUACAUUCCAACCAAUUUUGCUGGCAAGGUUUAGUUUAUACAGCACUUCGAAUAAACCGAACGAGAAGCUCAAAACAAAAGAUGUAAAAGUUGAUCCAGAAAGAAAGCCAUUGGAACCUUACAUUUCACUGUUACAAGCAAGGUGGUAUGAAUCAAGUACACGAAUUAAGGAUCUCUCUAGCAGUUUCAAGAAGCACGCUGAUAAGGCGAAGUUGGCCAUCCAAGAAGCAAACCGGAAGUUGGCUGCCGCAGAACAAGCAGAGAAGGACAACCGACUUGGUUUCGAUACAGAUAUGGAAACCAAGAGUAGGAUAGAAGGUCUUCCUUCCGAACGGGAACGAUCAAGAACCCAAUGGGCAAAAAGACUGGAACUUUACUUUGACUCGCUACAAGAAACCAUAUUCACCGCUACCAGGGCGUUAAAUGACGUUACAGGCUACUCGAGCAUCCAAAAACUACGUAAAAGCAUCGAGCACAUGGAAAAACAGCUGGGCGACACUAAGGAUGAGGUGAAGAGGGCGAAAGUUGCUUAUAAUGCUGCUAUCGAUGUUCGUGCUCAAUCCCAAGGCGAGGUCAACGAGCUUUUGCAACGGAAAAACUCGUGGACACCUCGGGAUCUGGAACGGUUCACGCUUUUGUACAAAGACGACAGUGUUAAUCUUAAGCGCGAAACAGACGCGAAGACUCAUUUGGAGAAUGUAGAGAACUUGGAAGAAGAAAUAUCUGAAAACUUGUAUCGAGCGAUUCUGACGCGGUACCACGAAGAGCAGAUCUGGUCUGACAAAAUUCGUCGCACUUCCACUUGGGGAACUUUCAUUCUGAUGGGGAUGAAUAUUCUACUUUUUCUAGUCUUCCAGCUUCUUCUUGAGCCUUGGAAAAGACGCAGACUAGUGGGUAGUUUUGAAGACAAAGUGAGACUAGCCCUUGAAAAACAGGCUGAUCUUCAAAGCAGGCAAUUAUCAGAAAUGUCAGAUCAUAUUUCUACCAGUUUUGAUAAAGCACCUCACCAAAACGAAAUGGCCGGGCCAAACACCGAAGAAAAGCUGUCUGCAUUAGCAUCAAAAGACGUUCAAUGGCCUCUAACGGCUCCCCCGGCAAAUGCAAGCUUCUUGUCAAAGCUCUCCUACGCAUUUUCGUUAUAUCUACAAACCCUGUCAUCGUGGUCCAAAAAAUUUGCCAGAAAGCUAUACACACUUCCAAAAAAGGACCUCAAUUCAAAGAUUACAAUGACUAGCGCAGAAGUCUAUGCUUUGAGCGCACUGUUCAGCUUUGCUGGUUUCGCUGUUUCCAUGCUACUGUGA
Molecule: messenger RNA, 1332 nt
Organism: Lachancea sp. 'fantastica'
Lineage: Eukaryota; Fungi; Ascomycota; Saccharomycetes; Saccharomycetales; Saccharomycetaceae
Source: the annotation of a GenBank genome assembly